CAGGGCCUCAUCCAUCUCCUGCAGCUGGGGCAGGUCUGGAGGUACCUCCGCACGCUGUACCUGGGGCUGCAGAGCCGGUGGCAGGUUGAGCACCGCCGCCGCCACUUCUACUGGCGGAUGAUGUUCGAGAGCGCGGACAUCAGCAUGCUACGGCUGCUGGAAACCUUCCUGAAGAGCGCGCCCCAGCUCGUGCUGCAGCUCAGCAUCAUGGUACAGCAGAACACCAUCGAGCCGCUGCAGGGGCUCUCAGCCUCGGCCUCGCUGGUCUCCCUGGCGUGGAUGAUCGCCUCCUACCAGAAGGUGCUGCGGGACUCGCGGGAGGACAAGAUGCCCAUGUCCUACAAGGGGGCCGUGGUACAGAUCCUGUGGCACCUCUUCACCAUCGCCGCCCGCGCCAUCGCCUUCGCCCUCUUCGCCUCCGUGUUCCAGCUCUACUUCGGCAUCUUCAUCGUCACCCACUGGUGCAUCAUGACCUUCUGGAUCAUCCAGGGUGAGACGGACUUCUGCAUGUCCAAGUGGGAGGAGAUCAUCUACAACAUGGUGGUGGGCAUCAUCUACAUCUUCUGCUGGUUCAACGUCAAGGAGGGACGGAGCCGCUACCGCAUGUGCAUCUACUAUGUCAUCACGCUGUCGGAGAACGCCGCCCUCACCAUCCUCUGGUUCCUCUACUACGACCGCAAGACCACCUCCGACUUCGACGCCUUAAUCCUUGUCUGUGUGGUCAGCUCCAGCUUCGCCCUUGGCAUCUUCUUCAUGUUCAUCUACUACUGCCUCUUGCACCCAAACGGCCCCAUGUUCAGCCCCCGUGUUGGCGGUUGCAUUUUCCGGCAGCGGCCGGCCCCAGCGCCGGGGUCCCCCGCAGACGCCGUCACCAGCCCCCCCCGCUCGCUGCCGCGGACUACAGCGGGGGAGCGGGACGGGGCGCCGGGGGAGCGGGACAGCUGCGUGCCCGUCUUCCAGGUGAGACCCUCUGCCCCACCGGCGCCGGCCGCCCGCGCCCCGCGGACAGAGGGGCCCGUCAUCCGCAUUGACCUGCCCAGGAAGAAGUACCCGGCCUGGGACGCCCACUUCAUCGACCGGCGCCUGCGGAAGACCAUCCUGGCGCUGGAGUAUGCGUCGCCCACCACCCCGCGCCUGCAGUACCGCACGCCCGGUGCCCCCCAGGAGGUGCUGGAGUACGAGACCACCGUGUAG
Messenger RNA from Haliaeetus leucocephalus (bald eagle), 1194 nucleotides. It is a transcript of the gene XKR7, whose product is annotated as XK, Kell blood group complex subunit-related family, member 7. Gene Ontology annotation, cellular component: plasma membrane. Bases 118 to 1194 code for a protein of 358 amino acids. NCBI's taxonomy places the organism in Eukaryota, Metazoa, Chordata, Aves, Accipitriformes, Accipitridae. The record is from RefSeq and is a predicted model, not a curated record. The transcript has 3 exons. Gene Ontology annotation, biological process: engulfment of apoptotic cell; apoptotic process involved in development; phosphatidylserine exposure on apoptotic cell surface.